Molecule: messenger RNA, 5102 nt
Organism: Camarhynchus parvulus
Lineage: Eukaryota; Metazoa; Chordata; Aves; Passeriformes; Thraupidae
Gene: PTH1R
Product: parathyroid hormone 1 receptor
Exons: 13
Coding region: 415-2031 (538 amino acids)
Biological process (GO): intracellular calcium ion homeostasis; adenylate cyclase-activating G protein-coupled receptor signaling pathway; cell surface receptor signaling pathway
Cellular component (GO): plasma membrane
Molecular function (GO): G protein-coupled peptide receptor activity; parathyroid hormone receptor activity; peptide hormone binding
Source: RefSeq, a predicted model, not a curated record
GCCCUCUCCGUGUUUGCGUUUGACAAAGAAAUGAUUUGAACUUCCCGGAGCCGCGGCGAGCCGGGAUCCCGAGGCGCAGCCGGGCCCAUAUGGAUGUGAUUUCCCAGCGCCGUCCCAGAUGAUCCAGCGGCACCGGGAGCCGCGGCGCUGAGCGCCUCCGCCGCCUCUGCCCAUCCAUGGGCUCCGCCGCGGGAUUUUGGGAGCUGCCCGCCACUCCAGCCAUGAGAAAACGAGGAAAAACGCCGGGAUCUCUCGUCAUGUGCCUCUCGGGCUGAAAAGCUGGGGAGCCGGAGGAGCAAAAUCGCUUCGCGGAUCCGGGAGGACGAGGAGAAACCCGCGCCGCUGGAAUUCCGAGCUCGCCUCCUCCUCCCGCUUCCCUGCGCGGGGCUGGAUGCUGGAAGCAGCCCCUUGGAUAUGGGAUCAUAUCUGGUGUAUCCCAGCCUGGGUUUGAUCCUCUGCUGCUCCGUGCUCAGCUCCGUCUACGCGCUGGUGGAUGCCGACGAUGUCAUCACCAAGGAGGAGCAGAUCUUCCUCCUGCUAAAGGCCAAGGCCAAGUGCGAGCGCCACCUGAAAGCCAAGGUGCCCAAGGUGCACGAUGGGUUCUGCCUUCCAGAGUGGGACGGCAUCGUGUGCUGGCCCGAGGGCGUGCCCGGCAAGGUGGUGGCCAUGCCCUGCCCCGAGUACAUCUACGACUUCAACCACAAAGGCCACGCUUACCGCCGGUGUGACCUGAACGGGAGCUGGGAGCUGGUCCCGGGCAACAACCGCACCUGGGCCAACUACAGCGAGUGCGCCAAGUUCCUCACCAACGAGACGAGGGAAAGGGAGGUCUUUGAUCGCCUCUAUUUGAUUUAUACUGUUGGAUACUCCAUCUCCCUGGGAUCCCUCACAGUUGCUGUCCUUAUCCUGGGAUACUUCAGACGUUUGCACUGCACUAGGAACUACAUCCACAUGCACCUGUUUGUGUCCUUCAUGCUGAGGGCCGUCAGCAUCUUCGUGAAGGACGCGGUCCUGUACUCCGGGUCGGCCCUGGAGGAGAUGGAGCGGAUCUCCGAGGAGGACUUGAAAUCCAUCACGGAAGCACCUCCAGCGGAUAAAUCGCAGUUUGUGGGCUGUAAAGUAGCUGUCACCUUCUUCCUCUACUUCCUGGCUACCAAUUACUACUGGAUCCUGGUGGAAGGGCUCUAUCUCCACAGCCUCAUCUUCAUGGCAUUUUUCUCAGAGAAGAAAUAUCUCUGGGGAUUCACAUUAUUUGGCUGGGGACUCCCUGCUGUGUUUGUCACAGUGUGGGCCAGCGUCAGAGCCACUCUGGCCGACACAGAGUGUUGGGACUUGAGUGCUGGCAAUUUAAAGUGGAUUAUUCAGGUGCCCAUCCUGGCAGCUAUCGUGGUAAAUUUUAUUCUCUUUAUCAAUAUUAUCAGAGUCCUCGCAACCAAGCUCCGAGAGACGAAUGCAGGGAGGUGUGACUCGAGACAACAGUACAGGAAGCUGCUGAAAUCUACCCUCGUCCUUAUGCCUCUGUUUGGCGUUCACUAUAUUGUUUUCAUGGCUAUGCCAUACACAGAUGUGUCAGGGAUUCUUUGGCAAGUUCAAAUGCACUAUGAAAUGCUGUUCAACUCUUUCCAGGGAUUUUUUGUUGCCAUCAUAUACUGUUUUUGCAAUGGAGAGGUCCAAGCAGAAAUAAAGAAGUCAUGGAGCAGGUGGACUUUAGCACUUGACUUUAAAAGGAAAGCCCGGAGUGGGAGCACAACCUACAGUUAUGGACCAAUGGUUUCCCACACCAGCAUCACAAAUGUAGCCACCAGAGGGGCGCUUGCCCUCCACCUCAACACGAGACUUAUUCCAGGGACCCUCAACGGCCACAGGAAUUUGCCAGGCUAUGUGAAAAAUGGCUCCAUUUCAGAGAAUUCCAUGCCUUCCUCCGGCCCGGAGCAGUACAACAAAGACGAGGAAUACCUGAACGGCUCCGGGCUCUACGAUGGAGACAGACCCACGGUCCUGGUGGAGGAGGAGAGAGAGACAGUGAUGUAAAGACAGGAGGAGGAAUGGAAAAAUUCAGCCAAAGGAUGAAAAAAAAAUGGUUCCUGGAGAGGAUUUAGUGGGAAAAGACCAUCAGGCCAUGCAGCGGAUUCCGAGGGUUUCUAUGCAGCGCCUCUGUUCUGUGGAAUGAGAGAUUAAGUUAUUUGGGGAAACAAAAAAAAAAAAACAACCAAAAGUGAGCCACCAGCGUGGCCAGUGGGUGAUGCCAUCCGUGAAUUCCGUGUUCCACGUUCUCCUGGUGAUAACACUCUCCAGACCUGCUGGACACCCGGAGAUCCCGGGAGCUCACCAGGGAGGCCUGCAAAGCCCUGCGUGGUCCUUGGAUCCCUCGGAGAGCGUGGGCGGCCGAGGAGGACGGGAGCGUCCCCCAGGAAAGCAGGAGGCGCGGGGAGGGUGCAGGGCCAUUGUCCUGGCAGGGGACAAGCCACCCUCGGGGGCAGUGGCUUGGGGUUGGUUUGUUCUCUGCCUGUGGAUCUGCCUGGUGACACACACAGGGCUGGGAAAGGCCCCGCCAUCCGUCGGUCAAGGGUCAUGUUGGGUACCACCAUCCCACGUUCCUUUUCCCUUGGGAGUUCUGACUUCUUGGCAAAAUGCUCCUCUGGGGCGGGGAGGGUUAACAGCUCAUGGAGGCAGUGAGGGAUUGUCCUCUCCUUUCCCCAAGUCCUGGGGGCAAGGCAGGAACCGGUACAAUUUUAGUGUUGGAUGUGGGAACCAGUACUAUUUUAGGGUUGGAUGUGGUUAUCGGAAUGUGCGGCAUUCCUGCUCUUCCAGAGGGGCAGGGGAGAGGGAACCACCAAGGGCACGGAAUUUGCACGUCCCAGAGGGGUGAUUGUGGCUAAAAUCAGCUCCCAGGGUGGGUAACUCAGCCCUGCCUUUUUGUGGGAGCUCCUGGAAAGCGGCUUCCAUCCCUUCUUAAAACUCGGGGUUGUUCCUCGCUCUGCCCUCUGAAUGUCCUGUUCCACAGGCUCGUGGAAUUCCAGAAUGGUUUGGGUUGGAUGGGACCUUAAAGGUCACCUUGUUCCACCCCCUGCCAUGGCAGGGACACCUCCCACUAUCCCAGGUUGCUCCAAUUCCUUUCCAAGCCCUCCCAACACUUCCAGGGAUGGAGUAUCCACAGUUUCUCUGGACAAUUAAUCCAAACCCUAAUGAGGAGAAAGACUCCACCAGCUGCCCUUCUGAGGGCUAAUUAUGAUUAAUUUUCCAGAUUCUGAAGGAAGUCAGGAAGAGCAGGUGUGAUCCUGACCUGGUGUCCCAAACCUUUAUCAGCCUCUCAGAGUAGGACCUGACCAAAACCCGGUGGAAUCCAGGGUGAAGUCUCCUCCCUCUGACAUGUCCAAGGUUUGGAUUCAGACCUGGAGGGGAUGUGGUGGCUGUGAGGUUCUGACAGGAGCUGGAGCUCCUCUCCAUCUUCACAGAAUCCCAGAAUUCCUGAGGUUGGAGAAGCCCGCCAAGGUCAUCAAGUCCGAGCUGUGCCCAAUCCCCACCAGAGCUCUGAGUGCCACAUCCAGGAAUUCCUUGGGCACCUCCAGGGAUGAGGGCUCCAGACCUCCCUGGGCAGCUCCUUCCAAGGCCUGAGCACCCUUUCCAUGGGGAAAUUCCUGCUGGUGUCCACCCUGAGCCUGCCCUGGCCCAGCCUGAGGCCGUUUCCUCUUGUCCUGAACAGAAAUCUUUGACAGCCAAUAUUUUUUUGUGAUGUUCUUCUCUUGUUUUGCCUCAUCAAAAGAAAUCAGACCUCAUCAUAACAAUUUCCUACCAAAUAAGAAUUAUCAGAAUGUCAACUUUUCAAAAAUUAAUCCAAUUUUCCUGCUCUCUUCUUCUACCCCUCCUGAUUUUCUGGCUCUAAGACAUUUCUAAAUUAUCAUUUCACUGCUGGAACAAAGCAAAAAUACCAAAAAACCCCAAGCAGUGACUCACUCUUUGCUUGUGUUUGUUACUCAAAGAUUGAGAACAUUUGACAAUCCCUCAGAAAUUCAAGGAAUCAGCAAAAGCCAUAAAUUUAUUUAUAAACAAACAUAACCUCUCUCCUAAAAUGCAGCUCUCACUGAAAUGAAUUCAACGCUGGAUUAUUUAGGAUUAACAUAAAUCAAACCUCUUUUUAAAUGUAGAUGAAAAUUAUAGGCCCUAGUAUUGUGCAGGGGGAAGAAAUAUUUUUUUAAAUGCUCCGAAUUGCAAAUCAUAGAUAGAUUUUUCUUUCCUGGAUGUUUCUGUGAGUGAGCAGCAUCCAUGUAAAAACUGGGAUAAUGCUGACACCAAAACAGAGGGAAAAGUGCCACUAAGGCCCAGCAGGACCUGUUUGUCACAGUGUGCUCCCAUCAUCCCUGGGCUGAUCCCAAACUCUUGAUUGAGUGUAUGGAUCAGGAUUAUCUGGAGAUCCAGGGCCAUCCCUCCUGGAUUUUGGUGAGGAAGAACCAGAGCUGGGAUGUCUGGAAAGAGAGAAGAAGCCCCAGUUUCGGGUUGGGAUUUGCCCUGGAAUGACAAAUGGAAUGAUCCUGUUGAAGCUUAGCCAGAGCCUUUGGAUCCAAAGCAGGCUCCUCUUCCCUUCCUCCAUCUCCAGGAGUUCAGGACAUUUCCCAAGGAGUUUGUCCCAUCCAAAGGUCUGAGUCCCCCUGGGAUGACAGUUCCUCCCCUGUGGGGUUUUCCUGUGGAAACACAGCCCCAAAGGCCGUGGGAAACAGAAAGCCUGGAGGGGAGGAUUAAUUUGCUCCGAAUUCACCCACUGCCCUCCACAAACCCUGCAGGAGUGACAGGGCUUGUGCCCAUCCCAGUGCAGAUCCAGCAGGGGAUUGUGGAGCAGAGGGAGUAGAUUGGAGCUGGGGUGUUACUCUAUAGUUGGGGUUCCCCGUGGCAGGAAGGAAUGAUGGAUCUGACUCCAUGUUCUCAGAAAGCUAAUUUAUUAUUUUAUUAUCUAUAUUAUAUUAAAGAAUAUUAAACUAAACUAGACUAAAGGAUAGAGAAAAGAUAGAAUGCUAAAAAGAUAAUAAUGAAAACUCGUGACUCUUUCCAGAGUCCCGACACAGCUUGGCCCUGAUUGACCAAUGAGUCAAAACAAUUUACAGCAGAAA